Messenger RNA from Dichomitus squalens LYAD-421 SS1, 1177 nucleotides. RefSeq lists its product as uncharacterized. The transcript has 6 exons. Gene Ontology annotation, molecular function: oxidoreductase activity. Lineage: Eukaryota; Fungi; Basidiomycota; Agaricomycetes; Polyporales; Polyporaceae. Bases 1 to 1095 code for a protein of 364 amino acids. Gene Ontology annotation, cellular component: cytoplasm. The record is from RefSeq and is a predicted model, not a curated record.
AUGGCGGUGAACAUGGCCUCCGAUGGUCUCAUCGACGUGUGCGUAGUAGGUUUUGGCGCCAUUGGUGCGUUGUACGCUUUUGCCCUCGACAAGACAAGCAAGGUACGCAUAACUGCGGUGUGCAGAUCGAACUACGAUGCCCUACAAGAGCAUGGGCUAGAUUUCGAGUCUGACAGAUUCGGGAACUACACCGCAUGGAAGCCAUAUCGCGUCGUACAGACGGUCGAAGAAGCCGCAGACCGCACAUACGCGUACAUCAUCUGCGCCUUCAAAUGCGUCCCAGAGGUCUGCACGACCCCAGCGCUGCUCGCCCCACUGAUCUCCAAGCUCGCCGCUUCCCCUCCAGCUGAUGCUACUGCUCCCAGCGGCGAUCGCACCACAAACACGACCUUCGUCCUGCUCCAGAACGGCAUCGGGAUCGAAGACGCCCUUCUCGACGUCUUGGGUGUGAUCAGCGCUCCAACGACAGUCAUCUCCGGCUGCUGCUGGGUCGACACGACUGCCACUAAGGGAGGCCGGAGGAUCGUCCAGCACGGGAAUGAAAGGCUCGUUCUGGGCUAUCACCGCCCCACAUCCCACACUGCCGUGCACUUCAGCGAGGAGACGGCCAAAAGGUCGCUUGACGAACUCGUAGCGUUGCUCCGUACCGGGGGCUCCGUCGUCGAAGCAGCUCCAGACGCCGACGUCGCGCGAUGGCGGAAGGUACUCUGGAACGCGUCCUUCUCCACCAUCUGCACGCUUGCGCGGACGCAUGUAGGCGACGUCCUCGCGCUCGAGUCUUCACGUCAGGUGCUCAAGGACAUCAUGGCGGAGGUUCUCACCGUCGCACGCGCGUCGCUCACACCCUCGCCGGCGAUGGACGAAGAGCUUUCGGAUGCAGUGAUCGAUCGCAUCAUCGCGAACGAGAACCCGAAGUCGGUGUUCCGCCCAUCGAUGCUCGUCGACUUGGAUUAUGGGCGGCCCAUGGAGGUCGAAGCGAUCGUUGGUGGCGUUCUGCGCCGGGCGAGAGCGAAGGGUGUGCCGACGCCGAAGUUGGAUCUCAUCUAUGCCGCGCUUUCAGUCAUCCAGAGCAACUUGAUCAAAGCGAAAGCUUGAUGUGGGUGAACGUGUGCGGGGCCGAGAUACGUCGGUCAAAACUGAGGGCAGAAGUGUAGAACAAAUGUACAUUCACGUCUUC